AUGGACCUCUCUCUCCCCUGGGGACUCAACAGCUUAGGGUUAAGGGCUCUCCUCAUCCUGGUCCUCCUGACCUGCGACUCCCUACAGAGACCCCUGGCAGCCAACAGCAAUGGCCUGGUGGCUGACGACGGCCACCGAGGGAGCCCUGGACUCAUCCAGUGUGGGGAGUACAGCAACCAGGUCUUGCCCAAUGGGAGGUGCAAAAUCAUAGCCACCCUGCCGCAGCUGGAUGAGCAACGAUGCCCAGAUAUGUUCCGUUGCACCGACGAAGUCUCCUACUGGCUCCACGAGAACGAGGAACGGAAGCAGCAGAUCUUGGAGCUGCGAGAACUCAUCUCGGAGCUUCAGGAGGAGCUCCGGAACCAUCGCCACCGGAUCAAGGUAUUGGAGCUGCAGCACGAAGAGAAAGCCAACCGGAACUCCACGGUGGAGCAGCGGGUUCAAGAGCUGGAGCAGCGCUACCAUGAGGCGGCCGCCCUCCAGCACAUGCAGGCGGCUCUGCUCUACGACAUGCAGGCUCAAGUGCACAACAUCUCCCUGCUGAUGGAGUGGGUGCGGCAUCACCCCGGCUGCUUCGUCCCGGCCGAGAUGCAGCUGCAGCAGGAGAUGCACUACCCAGAUGCGAAGCACGCCAAGAACUGCCCCAUCGACUGUGCCUCCAUAUACUACAACGGGAUCCGUCGGUCAGGCAUCUACAGCAUCAUGCCCUCUGCGGAAGGGCUACCCAUGGAAGUCCUGUGCGAGAUGGACAUUGAAGGUGGAGGCUGGACCGUCAUCCAGCGGCGGCAGGACGGGACCGUCAACUUUACGAGAACAUGGGAUGAAUACAAAGAAGGUUUUGGAGUUUUGCAUGGGGAAUUCUGGAUGGGCAACGAGAACAUUCACAAGAUCACAAACCAGGGGGACUACUCUCUCCGCAUUGACCUGGAAGACUGGAACCAUAAGCACAAGCAUGCCUUCUACCAGUUCUUCAGCAUCGAAGACGAGGCCAACUAUUACCGCCUGCAUGUGGAAGGCUUCAGCGGGACGGUGGAGGACUCCUUCGCCUGGUACCACAAUAAGAGGAGCUUCAGCACGCCCGACACCGGGAACAUCUGUGCCGCCAUCUCCCACGGGGGCUGGUGGUAUCACCAGUGCUUCUUCUCAAACCUCAACGGAGUGUAUUACAAGAGGAGCUUCAGCACGCCCGACACCGGGAACAUCUGUGCCGCCAUCUCCCACGGGGGCUGGUGGUAUCACCAGUGCUUCUUCUCAAACCUCAACGGAGUGUAUUACAAGGGCGGCCGGUACUCUCUGAAAAACCGGAAGAUCCUGGGACCAGACGGGGUGGUUUGGUACACCUGGAAGGACACCGAUUAUUACUCCCUCAAGAAGGUCAGCAUGAUGAUCCGGCCGCGCACGUUCCGGCCCCACCUCUCGCCAUGA
Molecule: messenger RNA, 1425 nt
Organism: Pogona vitticeps (central bearded dragon)
Lineage: Eukaryota; Metazoa; Chordata; Lepidosauria; Squamata; Agamidae
Source: RefSeq, a predicted model, not a curated record